AUGGCGUCUCCACGGUGGUCUACCUCCAUGCUGUUGGCUUCACUGAUCCUUCUUCUUUACUGGACGACCUCCUCUGCUCGGUCAUAUGACUCCACCUCCACCGACCUGUCUCCACCACACAGGGUAAGAAGAACCCUGCCUUUCCGCACCAGAGAGGAGGUCGCAGCAUCUAUGCAGACUGCAAAAGAUGUUCUGAAUUUCAUCAACGACAGGAUUGGAAAGAAAAACACUGAAAAGUUGUCACGUGUGUUGAAGGGGAUCUCCAAUAUCGCCAGCAUGGCACCCGUUAUCGGAGGUCUGGUCUCAUCCAUUGUCAAUGUGGUUUUGGCCUUUGUCCCUCAAGAAAACCCUCUGAAUGAGCUGAGAGAAGGGUUUGCUGAGGUGAACAGGAAACUGGACUCUCUCUCCCUCCAGAUCUCCAACCUGGCAACAGAUGUAGAAUGGUUCAACUACGCCAGCGUCUAUUCUCAAGAUGAGGUCCGCAUCCUCAACGCCUGGAAGAAGUUUGAAGAGUUCCGUGAGAACAGUGGGUUGGUAAACACUGCUGAAGACAAACUCCGACUGGCAGAGAUAUUCACCAACUACUAUGAGAACACAGCAGUUGAGGCCAGUGUGGCCAACCUCUACCAUUACCUGACAGUCAGCAGCACGUCUCUCAGUGGAAACCUCAACGACCUGCUGAGGAAGAAGUUUAAAUGUAACAUUGGUGAGAUCGGUAAAUAUAACAUAUAUUUCAGCAGCUUGCUGUGGAGGGGGAUGGUACUCAACCAGCUCUACUGGGAUCUCAUUGGUUUUAGCUCAUCAAGAAAACAAGCUGUACAAACUGAGAUGUUCAAGACCGUCUCUGAAGCUCAGAUAUCAGCUGUGAAGUUCUGUAUGAAAAACUAUGCACAGUACAUGGAGAAGGACGUGGAGGAGAUCAGCAAAGCAAUGAGUCCUGACAACAAAACCGCCAUUGCUUACCAGGUGAAAACAUUUCUGGACAAAAAGUACAACUGGUAUAACUGGGUGGUGCUGGUGUACAACACAGACCAGGAGCAAAACUACAUCUAUAGAUAUAACAUGACAAAUGUCCCUGUGGGUGAGAUCACUGUGGCUGUGGACUAUACUCAGAAAACAAACGAAGAAAGAAAAGAAGAAGUUAAGAAUCAGUUGAGUUCUUGUUACAAGGAGAGCUAUAGGUAUUCUAGUUUAAAUACAGGACCUGUGUUAGCACCUAAGCUGUGUGAGGAUUUUGAACAUAAAAAACUGUGCAGUCAUGAGGUGGCUGGUGUUCCUGUCACAGAGUAUAUCAAAGUGAUGUACAGCAGCUAUUCAACUGCUAAUGACUUUGUUGUAGACCCAAAUGCCCUGCAGAGUUUCAGAUGUGAAUGGGGCAGUUUCAGACUAUACAAAAUCCACAUCUAUUACUCCAAAUCCUUACCCGUCUGUGACCCUGAUCCCUGUAAGAACAAAGGAGAGUGUCAGAGGCUGCUGGACUCCAAUGAAUGGCUGUGUGAGUGCCCAGAUGGUUUCUAUGGAGACACAUGUGAAAAGGAAUUCAACAUCAGGAACGACGCAGGGACCGAUUUACAACAUCCUGUGCCUGACAUCAGCACCCUCGAUGUCAAACUGGACAAGAUGGAGUCCAAACUGCAGGAGAUUCUCAACAAGCUAAAUGAGUGA
This is a messenger RNA of Pelmatolapia mariae (spotted tilapia), 1665 nucleotides long. Its product is annotated as cephalotoxin-like protein. The coding region runs from base 1 to 1665 and encodes 554 amino acids. Lineage: Eukaryota; Metazoa; Chordata; Actinopteri; Cichliformes; Cichlidae. The transcript has a single exon. The record is from RefSeq and is a predicted model, not a curated record.